Molecule: messenger RNA, 2098 nt
Organism: Cynoglossus semilaevis (tongue sole)
Lineage: Eukaryota; Metazoa; Chordata; Actinopteri; Pleuronectiformes; Cynoglossidae
Gene: tmem275a
Product: transmembrane protein 275a
Exons: 2
Coding region: 693-1313 (206 amino acids)
Source: RefSeq, a predicted model, not a curated record
ACGAGGAAGAGGGGGAGGUAGAGGAGGAGGAGUUUCAUGUCUGGAUGAUGUAUUUGUCUCAUCCGGUGUUAAUUAAAGAAGUGUGUGGACUUCACGCUGGGAGACACAGGCACAGACUGGGCGAGACUCUCCUCCAUGUCCGCCGCGUGGUGAUGAAGAUGAUGAUGAUGAGGGUGAUGCUGAUGAAGAUGACCUGUCAGGUGCUUUGUGCGCGGUCAUGAUGCGUUCGUGUGCGCAUUCAGAAGCAAUCACAGGACUCCUCUCCUCCUUCUCUUCUCCUGCUGUGCCUCCGGAGGUCGGAUCUCCUCACAUGGAGCCUCCCCGUGGUCUCUGACUGCGCGGCUGUCAUCUUCAUCAUCUUCAUCAUCACCAUCUUCAUCACCAUCAUCACUACCUCCACCAUGACAUGUGGUGUCGGAAGCUUGGAGCACAUUGAAAAUCCCUCUGCCGGUGUUGGCGCGUCCUUCCCACCGCUCCUCUCACUGGCUCCCAAUUAAAGAGUGGAGAUCGCGCUGAACAAUUCUAUGGAUGCAACAAUGGGAAGAAGAACCUGCAGGCUGUCGACACCCAGAGCAAAGUUGUUUUCCUGCCGUCUGUUGGACACCGUUGAUUUAGACCUUGCCAUGAGGAAGAGUUGAAAAAGAAACACAAGGAGAUUGAAUAACCCCAAAGGAUCAAGCAGAGAGGAAAUCAUGGUGAUCAGUGACAGAAGCACUGGCACUCCAGUGCCAAAAAAAGAGUCCCAGAAGAAGAAGAGGAGGAAGUCCCGUCCUCACGGCCUGCCCUCUCCAGCUCUCUGCUGUGCCUGUGGCCUGUGCAUUAUGCUGGCUGGACUCAACAUCACCCUGGUGGGAGCAUUUGCCUUCAGUACAUUGGUGCCUUCUGCCAACCCCCCCAUCAUCAUCGGCCCUAUCCUACUCCUGGUGGCCUUCACUUUUUUCGGGGCCUGUUGUGUGUGCAGCCGCCUCCCUCCACCCCACAGUUCACAGAGGUCAAGGGUGGGCGGCAGAGGAGCAGGACUGAUGGGGAACAGCAUCCUGACCGGUGGUGCGGCAUUUGAAAUUGAGACCAGUGAGCACACCCUGCAGGACACUACAGCUGUGCAGCUCAGCCCCACAUCAUCUCCUGGAUCAUCGAGAGCGUCCAGCCCAGAGAAGGAGGCCUCUGAUGCAGCAGCCCUAAAUUCUUGUAGGCUCUUUACCAUGGAGACCAAUGGCCCUUCUCCCCUUGGUGCCACCGCUGUCUACUCAGCUUCCACAGCAGCAGGAGAGGAGGUGAAACUCAAGCUGCCCCGUGACGAAGUGGCUGCCUGAGAGAAAAGAAAAAGCUCCCAAGGCCGGAGUGUUGGCAGUGUAAAUAUUCGUCUGAGUUCAUUCCACUGUGAUAAGUUCUCAGCACUAUGUUGUAUUUUCCUCACUGUGCUGCUCUCUGGUAAUUAGCAUGCAAAAUUAAUGAGCAGUCCAAGUGCUGGUUAUGAAAUUCUAAUUAAAAUUCCUCUGUGGGCAUUAUGAACAGUGUGCCGAAAUCAAACUCUGUCUGAAAAAUAAACAUUGAGUCUGUUGUUGUCCCUGUUGUCGACAUUGGUUCAAGCCCAUUCUCCUGAAAAUGGGAUGGUUGACUUUUACUGAAAAGGUUAAGAUUAUACUUUAUGUGAGGGGUCAGAAGUAAAAACCUGAGUUAAACUGGAGAGACAAGUGCACCAGGAAUGACAUUUGGCAUUUUCAUUUGCCGUUCACUGUGCUGAACUUGUUUUGGGUAGGUAGAAGUUUCUAGGUCACAGAGGCGCCAAAGCAAUAUGUGCUCUCUUGAGAUUAAACUACAGGCAUAUAAAGAUGUCUUUGAAUGUGAAAGACUAAACUAUAUUUUAACGUGUGCUCAUGCACCGCAGUGUCAAAAAGAUGCAUUGUUCGCCGUUUGGUGACAAUUUGUUGCAAUGCAAACCUUCAGAACUACACGUGGUGUCAUUCAUCAACUGACUUGUCAGUGUCACAGUCCUUCAGUAUUACCUGCGUUUGUCACUACUAUUGGAAUAUGAUCAAUGUAUGUUAAAACUUAUUAUUUGAAAAAAUAUCUGAGGAAAAAAUCCAUCUUCAAGAGC